CUAAACAUAGUUCAGGACCAGUAGCCUCGAGAACUACUAGAACUACAUUGCUGAUUGAGGCUUCGGAGGGAGUGGGGCGAGACUCCUUCAGCUAAGGCCAAGCUUUGUACACCGGUUGGUCCUCAGCCAUGAUGCCCAAGACACAGUUCUCUAAGUUCCCUGUGAAAACGGUCCAUGACAAAGGCAAUCUGGAGUUCCCAAACAGCAGCGAAUCUUCCUUCAUUGAAGACAAAAAGAAGCAUCCAAAGAAAACCAAAGGGCAUGUGACCAUCUCUGACCCCUCAAGUAACCCUUUCCACAUAUCAGGGGAUGUGGACUUCUUCUUGCUCAGAGAGCAGGAGUGCAAUAAAGCUAUGGAAGAGCGCCAACAGAAGAAGAUUAUGAGAGUGCACCAGAAGAUGACCUACUCAUCCAAGGUGUCUGCCAAGCAGACUAGCCUGUUCCGGGAGCUACAGCUAGAAGAGGAGAUGGAGGACGUGGACCUGAUUGCUGAGAUCCAGCAGCUCAACAACUUCCGCAACAACACUGUCUGGAAGCUGGCCAUGACCCUCGGAGCUGCAGAAAAGAAUAUAGAGACUGAAACACUGAAUGCCUACUUGAAGCGGAAGCGAACAAUGUUUCUCCUUCAGUAUGCCCUGGAAAUGAAGCGUAAUGAAAUCCAACGGCUAGAAAUGCUGGCGAUCCGGGAGGAGAACAGGCUGAAGAGGGCUGAUAAGGCCCUGGAGAAGGACGCAGCCUUGUUUGAUGAGUUCCUCAGGGAGAAUGACCGCAACUCAGUGCAGGCCAUGAGACUGGCCGAGAAAGAGUCCAAGGACAAGAUGGAGAAGAUCAUUGAGAUCCGGAACGUCACAACUCAGAUCAUGAACAUCAAAAGCGAAAUCUCUAAAUUUGAAGACACUCUGAAACAUUACAAGGUCUACAAGGACUUCCUGUACAAGCUGUCACCCCAGGAGUGGUUGGAUGGGAAGAAGCGCCCGACUCUCAAAAAGUCCAAGGAACCUAUAGAGUGCAUCAAGGAGACCAGUACAGUCACCUUACCAGGAGAAAAAGGGCUUAACACCAGAAGCAAGACAGCCUUGCCAUGGAAAGAUGUUCAGAAUGUGAAGACCUCAAAGCCUGCACGGACCCUGAAUACCUCAACCAGCACUCAGAGCCUUCCAAAGGUCGGUCAGCGUAGUCAGGCCAGCCUGUUCAGCGAGCUGGACUCCAAACUGUCAAGCACAAUGGCACCACCACAAGACGACACAGACAGCGAUGGGGAGGAGCUGGCACUGUACUUCACUGAACCCCAGCAGCUCUUGAACGUCUUCAUGAAGUUAGAGGAACAGAACCUGUCGUUGAUUCAGAACACGCAGGAGAUGGAGGAGACCUUGGAUGACCUGAAGCACACACUGAAAAACACCCAGAUCCGCAUGGACAGGGAGGUCGAACUGCUGAAGCAGUGGAUCAACACUAUAAUGGUAUCAAUCUCCAAGGAAGAGGAGACAGCAGCAGAGCUGGAGCUCAAAGCCCGUGUCUUCCACUUCGGGGAGUAUAUGGGAGACCAGCAGGACAAGGUGCUGGAGAGCCUGAACCACAAGGUGCUGGACGUGUACCGGAAUUGUGUGGGCAUGCAGCAGGAGGCCAGCCUGGGCACAGUGCAGAUGCUCGCUGUGGUGGAGCACCAGCUGAACGAGCUGCUGGAAAAUUUGGAGCGGGUGUCCCCGGCCAAGAUCGAGCAGGCUGAGAAGGCCAAAGAGAGGGAGAGGCGCGUAAGGCUUCGUGAAGAGAAGCUCAAGGUGCAGAGGCAGUUGCAGGAGGAACGUCUGCAGCGGGCUCGAGCCAGGGCCCAGGCUGAAAUAAAAAAGAAGAGAGGCAGGAGAUUGCUGUGCCGCUCCCAUCCACCAAUCAUCAGAAUAAAGGAGAAGCAAGAGAACAUGCUGAUGGAUAAGGACAAGGAAGAGCUGCUCUACUUCUUCACUUAGCAGCAGAGCCCGCAGAGGGCUCUGGAAGAGGUCAGCAGUAAGUGCAGGCAGGGACUGUGAGCCUGAGGGGUCCCUAACUCUAUACCUCAUGCUUUCCUGUAGCCUUCUUACUCACAGGAAAUAAACUAAUCUCUCUUGGGAGUCUGA
Messenger RNA from Meriones unguiculatus (Mongolian gerbil), 2111 nucleotides. It is a transcript of the gene Cfap100, whose product is annotated as cilia and flagella associated protein 100. The record is from RefSeq and is a predicted model, not a curated record. Bases 129 to 1964 code for a protein of 611 amino acids. Lineage: Eukaryota; Metazoa; Chordata; Mammalia; Rodentia; Muridae. The transcript has 17 exons. Gene Ontology annotation, cellular component: ciliary basal body.